UAAACAUUGCUUGGGUCGUCCAAAUUAAGAGAGAGAGAGAGAGAGAGAGAGAGAGAGAGAGAGAUCAAAUGGAAGGUGAUAAAGGUUAUAGAGCUCACGUGUUGGCAGUUCCUUAUCCUGCUCAAGGUCACAUAAACCCGUUGCUCCAAUUCUGCAAGCGCGUUUCCUCUAAGGGCAAGGGCAUCAAAGUGACUCUAGCCAACACCGUCUUCAUCGCCAACUCGUUGCAGCGCACAUCAUCGGGCUCCGUCUACUUCGAUACCAUCUCCGAUGGCUACGACGAAGGCGGCUUUGCUCAAGCUGGGAGCGUCGCCGACUAUCUAUCCCGGAUGGAAGCCGUGGGAUCCAAAACCCUAGCCGAGCUCAUUAAAAAGCACCAAAACUCACCCCAACCUAUAGAUUGCAUUGUUUACGAUCCCUUUUUACCUUGGGCUUUGGAAGUAGCCAAACAAUUUGGUAUGCUUGCCUGUGCCUUUUUUACUCAAACAUGCACGGUUAAUUACACUUACCAUCUCCAGCAUCAUGGGAAACUGACGAUUUCUUCUGUUCCGGGGUUGCAUGACGUGCUUGAGCCUCGAGACUUCCCGUCCUUCAUUUCUGUCCCGGGCUCAUAUCCAGCUUACUUUGAGAUGGUGUUGAACCAAUUUUCUAACACCCACAAAGCUGAUUUCAAUUUUGUCAAUACUUUCUACAAGUUAGAGCAAGAGGCGGUGGAAUCCAUGUCAAAAGAUUGUCCAAACUUGUUGACAAUAGGGCCAACAAUUCCAUCUUUUUACUUGGACAAUAGCAUCAAAGACGACAAGGAUUACGGGGUCCAUCUUUUCAAGUUCGACUCGACCUGCACAGACUGGCUCAACACCAAGCCAGCAGGCUCGGUUGUAUACGUGGCGUUUGGUAGCAUGGCCAAUCUAAGUGACAAGCAGAUGGAGGAGCUUGCAUUUGGGUUGAAGGAAAGCGGCUUCCACUUCUUGUGGGUGGUUAGGCCUUCGGAGGAGGCAAAGCUUCCCUCCAAGUUUGUCGAAGAGACGAGUAAUAGUGGUCAAGGGUUAGUAGUAAAAUGGAGCCCUCAGUUGGAGGUGCUGUCGCAUGCGGCGGUGGGAUGUUUUUUCACACACGGCGGGUGGAAUUCGACGAUUGAGGCAUUAAGCUUGGGAGUGCCAAUGAUUGCAAUGCCGCAGUGGACCGACCAGCCUACUAAUUCCAAGCUAGUUGAGGAUGUUUGGAAGGUUGGUGUUAGAGUGAAGGUUUAUGAUCAUGAUAAUGAUGAGAUAAACGAUCGCGGUGAGAAUGUUACUGGGGUGGUCGGAAGAGAAGAGUUUAAGCGUUGCAUUAGGAAAGUGAUGGAAGAUGAGAAGGAUGGGAUUGAAAUGAAAAAGAAUGCAAAGAAAUGGAGGGAGUUGGCAAUAGAGGCUGUGAGUGACGGUGGCACUUCGGACAAAAACAUCCAAGAAUUCGUGUCCAAAUUGACAACCGCAGCCUAAACCCUACAAUCUAUUUAUAUUCUUCUCACAUUUCAGUGAGAAGUUUUAUAUUCGAUAAAAGUGACGGUUUUAAUAUUUGAUUUAUGGUAAUAUGCUAUCAAACAUAUAAUUGUUGCCUUUAAAUUGCAUGUGAUUAGCCA
This is a messenger RNA of Malus domestica (apple), 1621 nucleotides long. Lineage: Eukaryota; Viridiplantae; Streptophyta; Magnoliopsida; Rosales; Rosaceae. The record is from RefSeq and is a predicted model, not a curated record.